AUGAAUGAUAAUUCUCAACAAGCUGAUACAGUGAGAAUUAUUCAUUCGCCAAAUCAGAAUCCGCAACAAUUUGAAAAUCAGAUCAUAACAAGCCACUAUAAAUGGUGGAAUUUCAUUCCAAUAAACUUAUAUGAACAAUUUCAUCGAUUUGCAAACAUUUUCUUUCUCGCUGUUGCAAUAUUACAAUCUAUCCCGCAAAUUUCUCAACUUGAUCCUACGACUGGUUACAUAUCUUUAGGUUUCAUGCUUUCUAUCACUUUAAUGAAAAACGGAUAUGAAGAUUACAGACGCCACAAGGUUGACCAUCAAAUUAAUUCUCAAAUUGCUAAGACAAUCAACCGAGACGGAACAAUUUCGUGUAAAGAAUGCCAAAAUCUUAGUGUUGGUGACUUGGUUUACAUAGAGAAUGACUGCACCUUCCCUGCAGAUCUCGUUAUGCUAUACAGCCACUCCAAAGAUGGACGCAGUAGGAUAGAAACAGCAGCUUUGGAUGGAGAAACUAACUUAAAAUUCAAAACUUCAGUAGGAAAAGAUCUUCACAAACGAGAAUUUGAUAUACAUGCAUCAUUACCAAACCCAAAUCUCACAGAUUUUCGCGGAAAAAUUGUUGCAGAUAAAGAUGUUUAUUCUUUAGAUAUUUCUAAUUUCGUUCCAAGGAACUGUGUCCUCAGGAAAACAGAAUUCGCAGUAGGUGUCAUUGUUUAUACAGGAAAAGAAACAAAAACUUCAUUAAAUGCACCUAAACCUCAUUUCAAAUAUUCUGAGUUGGAUUCUUUCCUUGACAAGAUGGUUAUAAGGAUUUCUAUAGUCCUAAUCUUCCUUUGCGUUGGUAUGACAAUCGGAAAUUAUUUUUGGACGCAAAACCACUUAAAUGCUGGUUAUUUACAGAUAGAAAAGAUGUCUAACAUCAACUAUUUCUUCCAAGUUUUCUCAUGGGUCAUUGUUUUGUCAAAUGUAAUUCCAUUAUCUGUUUUUUCUUCACUGGAUAUCGUCAGAUUCUUUUUAUCCCAGACUAUUAAUGCAGACAAAGCGAUGAUGGAUGGAACUAGCAGCUCACAAUGCAGAAAUUCCGACUUAGUUGCUACAAUUGGAAGAGUUACUCACAUGUUUUCGGAUAAAACAGGUACAUUGACGAAGAACUUGAUGACAUUCAAAUCUAUAGCAUUCCACAGUGCUCUGUUUGGCACAGAACGUCCGAAAUUCAAAAGGACUUCAACAAAAAAUCUCGGAUUGUACAUGAAGCAGCCAACACACUCAGAACGACUUGUAUCUGCUUCUGAUGAAUGCAUGAGAUGGAUGAGAGAGCACAAAGAUGAUAAAGACGUCAAAGAUUUCUUAUUAACUGUUGUUUUAUGUAAUUCAGCCUCAACGUUAUCAAAUACUUCGUUUUACAACAUACAAGACAUAAGGGAAGAGUUCCCUGACUUCAAAUUCACUUUAGAUAUUCCUCCGGCUGAAAUUGUCGCCAAAUUUCCUUAUCUCAUUUCUUAUCAGUCUCCUUCGCCAGAUGAGAUCGCUCUCCUUCACUUUGCAAGAGAAUGCGGGUAUAUAUACUACAACUGCACUCAAAAAUCAGUUUACGUAAUAAUUGAAGGAAAAUUAGAAAAAUUUAAGCGACCAAUUGUAUUUGAUUUCAAUUCAAAGCGUAAAAGGAUGUCUGUUGUAUACAAAGAUGAGAAUGAAAACUAUAUAAUGCUUGUAAAAGGUGCUGAUGCAACAGUUUUGCCGAGAUCUGAGAUAGAUGCUGACUUUGAGAAGUCUCUUGAUGAAAUUACAGAUGCUGGAUUGAGAACAUUAGUCUUUGCAAGGAAAAUUCUUCAAGAAGAAGACAUGGAAAUAUUUUCGAAGUAUAAUAAGGCGAAAGAGUCAAUUGAUGAUAGAGAUAGACUCAUGGAAGAACUCUCUGAUGAAGUAGAAAUAGAAUUAGAGGUUUUCGCCUUCUCAGGAGUUGAUGAUGAGUUACAAGACGAAGUUGCUUUAACUUUGCAAAGAUUAAGACAGGCAAACAUCAAAGUAUGGAUGUUAACAGGUGAUAAACUAGAUACAGCUCUAAGUAUCGCGCAAACAUCUGGUUUGGCCCAUAAAACACACAAAAUUGUUCCGAUCAAUAAAAGUGACAUUGACGAUGAUUUCAAAACCAUUCAAAUUUUGAACCCAGAAAAAACAUUGUUGGCCGUAGAAGGCACAACGUUACGAUAUUUGUUGAGCGCCGAACACGAAAAAAUCAAAAAUUUCUUCGAAUUAGCUGAAAAAUGCAACUCAGUCGUAUGCGCAAGAUGCGAACCAAGCCAGAAAGGAGAUGUUGUGAGGAACUUCAUGCUGAUCAACCCAACAAAAUGCGCUCUUGCCAUAGGAGAUGGAUCAAAUGACGUCGAUAUGUUAAGAGCAGCCAAUGUUGGUAUUGGCGUUGAAGGUAAGGAAGGCUCAGAAGCUGUUAUGUCCUCUGAUUUCUCUAUCCCUUCGUUCAGACAUAUCGCAAGAUUGUUAAUUGUCCACGGAAGAUGGUGUGUGAACCGUUGUUCUCUUCUAGUGUUACUGACUUUCUAUAAGAAUACGAUGAAUGCGUUACUUCAGAUCUAUUUCGGCUUCUUUAAUGGAUUUUCUGCCACAUCUUGUUUAGAUGGCGGAUUUCUUUCGAUGUUCAACACCAUUUUAACCAUCCCACAGUUGUUCUUUAUCUGUAUAUUCGAGGAAGACGUUGCUGCGAGGUAUGUUUUGGCAGUUCCUCAAGUAUAUCGAGAUUUACAACUGGAUGGAGGUUUAUCUAAUGGUGUAGUUAUAAUGUGGUACAUAUUUGCUUUCUUCCAUACUGUUCUGAUUUUCUUCUAUUCGUAUUUUGAGUCAAAUUCUGUUUUAUUAGGAAAUAAUUCAAGUACAUUUGACUUAACAACAUUCACACAGAUCACAGGAUGGACGAUUCUGUUUGUAUUCACUUUCGAAUUGUUAGUUAGAUUCAAAACAAUCACUAUUGUACACAUAGUAUUGUACACUUUGUGUAUCAUUGUGUAUUGUUUGAUAGAGUUCAUAUACUCAUUCAUUGAUCCUUCACUCAUUGGAGUUUUGAACGUAAUUUUCAACAUUCCGAGAAUUUGGUUCUCAAUUCCUUUUGUUGUUGGAACUAUUGUUAUUAUUGACAUGAUUAUUAUAUAUCUGAGACCUAUCUUCCUUCCUUCAAUAUCAGAUUCUGUCGCUGAGUUACAGUACGCUUCACAAAUGGUCUCUUAA
This is a messenger RNA of Trichomonas vaginalis G3, 3225 nucleotides long. Its product is annotated as putative phospholipid-transporting ATPase family. The transcript has a single exon. Gene Ontology annotation, biological process: phospholipid translocation. Gene Ontology annotation, molecular function: ATPase-coupled intramembrane lipid carrier activity; ATP hydrolysis activity; ATP binding. Lineage: Eukaryota; Parabasalia; Trichomonadida; Trichomonadidae. The record is from RefSeq and is a predicted model, not a curated record. The coding region runs from base 1 to 3225 and encodes 1074 amino acids. Gene Ontology annotation, cellular component: plasma membrane.